GGGAGUAGGAGAAAGAUCCGGGGAAAAACUUUGAAAGGGAAAAAAAGACGUUUCAGUGGCCGCCGGUUAGCUAGGAAAAGGACAGUCGGAGGUAGAAAGAGGAGGCAUAGAAGACAACUGCGUGCCUGUGUGGAUUUUUACCGCUGCCAGGAAGCCGCUGGGCACGCGCCUGCUCGGGACGGGGGAUUAUAGAUGAGCUUGACUUUAAGAUGAGGAGCGAGCCCAUUCUUUUCACUUCCAGCAGGGCAAUGGAGGAGCUGGUGUGUGAGCUUCGUCUGUUUCUGGACCUGCUGGACAGAGAAUAUCUGAGUGCUGGGGUCCGAGAGAAGAAGAUACACCUCUCCAAUAUUCUGCACAGAGUACUGUCCGACAAAGAGCCUUCAUUCAAGUCAGAGAUACACAGCGGACUGCCUGCUCCACCUCAGAUGCCACUUCCAGAGAUCCCUCACCCCUGGAUGACUCCAAAUAACGGGCCCCCUCCCCUGCCCAGCUCAUCUCUUCCAGAAGGCUACUAUGAGGAAGCGGUUCCUUUAGGUCCUGGAAAGGCUCCAGAAUACAUCACCUCCAACUAUGACUCGGAUGCCAUGAGCAGUUCCUAUGAGUCGUACGAUGAGGAAGAGGAGGAUGGGAAGAGCCAGAAGAUGCGUCACCAGUGGCCCUCUGAGGAAGCGUCCAUGGACCUCGUGAAGGACGCCCGGAUUUGUGCAUUCCUGCUGCGCAAGAAGCGCUUCGGCCAGUGGACCAAACUCCUAUGUGUCAUCAAAGACAACAAACUGCUGUGUUACAAAUCCUCCAAAGACCACACUCCCCAAAUGGAGCUGAACCUGUCAGUGUGCAGCAUCACACACAUCCCUAAAGAUGGCAAGAAAAAGAAGCACGAACUAAAGAUUGUCCACCAAGGUGCAGACGCCCUGGUGCUGGCUGUGCAGAGCAAAGAACAGGCCGAGGAGUGGCUUAAGGUGAUGAGAGAGGUGUGUGUUAAUGGGAGCAUAGAUUUGGAUGGAGUUGGAUCUGGAUCUCCAGUGCAUAAACCUGAACUGGAAAAGAAGACAUCGUGUGACAGGCCAAGCUCAGAUGGGGAAGCAACCCAUGAGAACGGUCACAGCGACUGCAAGGACCAAGGAAAAGGAAAGAAAAAUACAAAGUCGGAGCAGAAGACUGGCACUGUGGGGAAGGGAGCAAGUAAGAAAAUCACUAAGAUCAUUGGACUUGGAAAGAAGAAGCCCUCCACGGAUGAACAGACAUCAUCAGCUGAAGAAGACGUACCUACAUGUGGCUACCUGAAUGUUCUCUCUAAUAACCGCUGGAGGGAGCGCUGGUGCCGCCUCAAGGACAACCAGCUGCUCCUUCACAAGGACCGGGAUGACCUGAAAAGCCACAUAGCUUCACUGCCCCUCCGAGGCUGUGAGGUCAGCCCCGGCCUCGAUCACAAACACCCCUUUGCCUUCCGCCUCCUUCGUAACAGCCAAGAAGUGGCCGUACUGGAGGCCUCCUCCUCUGAGGAGAUGGGUCGCUGGUUGGGGGUUUUGCUAGCUGAGACUGGAUCUACCACAGACCCAGCCACCUUGCACUAUGACUACAUUGAUGUUGAGACCACUGCUAACGUCAUCCAGCUUGCCAAACAGUCCUUCUGUUUCACCAGUAAGCGUGCCGUGUCUCCUAACCCAUAUCUGGACAACCCAGUCAGUGGCUAUGCCUGCCCCACUGGUAUGGCACUACACUAUGAUGAUGUGCCCAUAAAUGGAAUGGACCCAGAGAUGCAGUACUCCACUCCCAGCACAGGGGGGCGCCAGCGGAAAGAGGAAUUGCACUAUGAAAACACUGAGCUCUAUGAGAACAUGCCCUCACCCAAGCUAGUCACCAGCUGUCCUCCCAAGCCUUCUUCUUCUACUGCUGCAUCAUCUUCUGCUUGUCACUACAAAACUCCUGUUUCUAAAAUCUCCUCUAAGUUCCUCUCUGCUGAUUCUAAAACUAAAGACUCCGCUCAGCUAAAGGGAAAGAAGGGAGCAACAACCAAUGGGGUGGCAUCAAAACAGAAGGCAGAGCCAAAGAACCAGCCAAAGAAGAAUGGAGUCAUUGCCACAAAUGGGACUGCGUCUCUGAGGCGCAACAACUCCAAUGGGGACCAGUGUAAGUAUGGGAAGAACCGUGUGGAGGCUGAUGCCAAGCGACUGCAAGCAAAGGAGGAAGAGAUGAUGAAGAAGAAGCAGGAAAUCAGAAACCACCUGACCCAGCUGAAGAAGGAGAGGAGAGACCUUCGUGCUGCUGUGGAGGCAGCGGCUGGCAAACGCUCACAUAUUUCACUAUCAGAGCGCCUGAAGAAGUUGGAAGAAGAGUGCAAACUGAAGGAGGAGGAGCGGGUGAACCUGGAGCUGGAGCUAACUGAGGUGAAAGAGAGCCUGAAGAAAGCCCUUAGCGGAGGUGUCACCCUGGGCCUCACCAUCGAGCCGAAAGCUGGCUCCUCUGGCCUCCAGUCACCAGCAAUGCUGCGACGGACACACGAGUCUUCUCCAUUCUCCAGCUGUGACACCAGUGACACCGAGUCCUGCUCGCUGCCGGUCAACAGCGCCUCACUGCUCUACCGGCAGCAGGGCAACCAGAAGCCCUCAGCAGUCCGGGGACAUGUCCUCAGGAAGGCUAAGGAAUGGGAACAGAAGACCGGCACAUAAACCCAUCACAUACACCCUUGCAUCAGUCUUCCUCCAAUCUCUUUUUUUGAAAUUGUGUAUAUAUUUAUUUAAAAAACAAAAAACAAAACCUGUUCAUACCGUCAGAAGGUGUGCUGAGGAGGAUACAUGCAUAGCAUUCACAUGUACUAAAACACAUGCCUAGUUUGAGUAUACGGUAAGUACCACAACAUAAACUUUUAUACUAUUGAGCAUGUUCAGUGUACUUGGUUGUGCAACUUGUGUUUUCCGCUUUGACAUCUUUUCAAGCAAACACCUGUCUUUAUUUUUCCUCUCAAAAUGUGUUCCAGCCAUUUGAAGUUAAAAAGGUCCAAGGUCAAAACCAAGUAUUUAUUUGUAAAUGUUAAAGGAAAUACUAGCUUCCCUGUGUUUAUUUAUGUUGACGUAUUUAAAGUAUUUUCGUAGAGUCUGUGGCUUUGCUCACACUCCAUUUUCCCACAACAUAAUUGGUCAUCAGUCAUGAUGCCUCUGUUGUAGUAACGAUAAUUGUAACACACACCAGCCUGGCAACAAUGUAGCUCCUCUCUCAUUGAUGUUUGAAGAAGUACAAAUACAAUUGUCCCAACUGUCAGAAACACCGACUCAUGGCUAGCAGAAGAUUUUGUUAAUUGUGUUAAGUGUUUUCACACACAGAUCAUGAUGAAUCACACUUGAAGUGUGUUUUAAUAUGAAUGUCCAUAUUUUAUAUCUGUGACUUUAUUGCUAUGGGUAAUCCAAUGGUAAGUUUGUGUUGGUUUGGUAAGUUCCUUGUUUAUUCUGUUUGUUUCAGCUUUUCUUUUUGCAUUAAAACAACCAUGACUGAA
This is a messenger RNA of Maylandia zebra (zebra mbuna), 3490 nucleotides long. Its product is annotated as actin filament-associated protein 1. The record is from RefSeq and is a predicted model, not a curated record. Gene Ontology annotation, molecular function: SH2 domain binding; SH3 domain binding. NCBI's taxonomy places the organism in Eukaryota, Metazoa, Chordata, Actinopteri, Cichliformes, Cichlidae. Gene Ontology annotation, cellular component: cytosol.